AUGGAGACCUCCCGCUCCCCUUCCCCACAGUUUGCGCCCCAGAAGCUGACCGACAAGCCCCCCCUGCUCAUCCAGGAUGAGAGCUCGACAAGAAUCGAGCGGGUAAUGGACAACAACACGACGGUGAAGAUGGUGCCCAUCAAGAUCGUGCACUCGGAGAGCCAGCCCGAGAAGGAGAGCCGCCAGGGCCUGGCCCAGCCCACCGAGCCGCCCGCCCUGCCCAGCGGGCUGGAGCGUGACCAGAUCAAGACGCUGAGCACGUCGGAACAGUCCUACUCCCGCUUCUACCUGUACACACGGCAGGGCUCCGAGCCUGGGGAGCCGCCCCGAGCCCGGCCGGCCGAGCCCGAGCCCCCCAGCGCCCAGGUGCACCCCGCCAAGGAUAGCUGCGCCUCCCCCGCGGGGCUCAGCUACGUGAAGGCCAAAGAGAAGAGCGUGGAGGACCUCAAGUCCGAGGAGCUGGCCCGCGAGAUUGUGGGGAAGGACCGGUCCCUGGCCGACGUCCUGGACCCCAGUGUGAAGAUCAAGACCACCAUGGACCUGAUGGGGGGCAUCUUCCCCAAGGAUGAGCAUCUCCUGGAGGAGGCCCAGCAGCGGAGGAAGCUGCUGCCCAAAGGCCCCUCCCCGAGGACCAUGGAGGACAAGAAAGAGGAGCUAAGCGUGGCGACGGCCAUGUCCCUGGCCACCAACUCUACAUACUACAGCACGUCGGCCCCCAAGGCGGAGCUGCUGAUCAAGAUGAAGGAUCUGCAGGAGCAGCAGGACGCUGAGGAGGACUCAGGGAGCGACCUGGACCAUGACCUGUCGGUGAAGAAGGAACUCAUCGACAGCAUCAGUCGCAAGUUGCAGGUGCUGCGGGAAGCCCGGGAGACGCUGCUGGAGGACAUCCAGGCCAACAACGAGCUCGGGGAUGAGAUGGAGGCCAUCGCCAAAGAUGUCUGCAAGCCCAAUGAGUUUGACAAGUUCCGUAUGUUCAUUGGGGACCUGGACAAGGUGGUGAACCUUCUGCUGUCCCUGUCAGGCCGCCUGGCCCGUGUGGAGAACGCCCUCAAUAACCUGGACGACAGUGCUUCUCCUGGGGACCGGCAGUCACUGCUGGAGAAGCGGAGGGUCCUCACCCAGCAGCACGAGGACGCCAAGGAGCUCAAGGAGAACCUGGACCGGCGGGAGCGCGUCGUGUUCGACAUCCUGGCAAGCUACCUCAGUGAGGAAAAUUUGGCGGACCACAAGCACUUUGUGAAGAUGAAGUCGGCCCUCAUCAUCGAGCAGCGGGAGCUGGAGGACAAGAUCCACCUCGGCGAGGAGCAGCUCAAGUGUCUGCUCGACAGCCUCCAGCCCGAGCGCAGCAAAUAG
Trichechus manatus latirostris (Florida manatee) is the source of this 1353-nucleotide messenger RNA. It is a transcript of the gene SHROOM2, whose product is annotated as shroom family member 2. Gene Ontology annotation, biological process: actin filament organization. The coding region runs from base 1 to 1353 and encodes 450 amino acids. Gene Ontology annotation, cellular component: cortical actin cytoskeleton; apical junction complex; apical plasma membrane. The transcript has 5 exons. Lineage: Eukaryota; Metazoa; Chordata; Mammalia; Sirenia; Trichechidae. The record is from RefSeq and is a predicted model, not a curated record. Gene Ontology annotation, molecular function: actin filament binding.